This is a messenger RNA of Lachancea nothofagi CBS 11611, 447 nucleotides long. NCBI's taxonomy places the organism in Eukaryota, Fungi, Ascomycota, Saccharomycetes, Saccharomycetales, Saccharomycetaceae. The record is from the annotation of a GenBank genome assembly.
AUGGCCAAUAAGAUAUCCAAACUUCACUCAACAAUGGACCAUGGGGAUAUGGAUCAUGGGGAUAGCGACAUGUGUUCGAUGAACAUGCUGUUUACUUGGAAUUAUAAAAACACUUGUGUUGUGUUUAAAUGGUGGCACAUCCGUACCGUUUGGCACUUGCUGCUAAGCAUGGCUGUAAUUACAGCAUGUGCGUAUCUUUACGAAUAUCUUAAAUACUUCUCGACAAAGUCCCUCGUCGCCAGCAGCAAUGCAAGCAUGGGAAGAACCGUUCAAUUAAAACGAGCCAGCUGGUAUGGCGCGCAGGUCGGGUUUUCGCUCAUGCUCAUGCUGGUUUUCAUGACCUACAACGGGUGGCUUAUGUUGGCAGUGGUUCUAGGUGCAGCUUGGGGCCACUACUCCUGGGGGAUCCUCACGGAGAGUAAUACCCGAACUUUGGCCUGUCACUGA